This is a messenger RNA of Moneuplotes crassus, 6251 nucleotides long. The record is from the annotation of a GenBank genome assembly. Lineage: Eukaryota; Ciliophora; Spirotrichea; Euplotida; Euplotidae.
UCAUUGAUACCAAACCCCAACAUGACCCCACCAAUCUCCUCUCCCAUUCCCAAAGUCAAAAUCUUUACAACAGUACAGCCCUCACAACCAGCUGGCUCAAACAGCCUGAAGAACUUGUAGAUCAGUCUAUUAGCAAUCCUGUGGCUACCUGCAAGCUUAGCUUUUAAUGUCCUCGUGGAUGAAUGCAUGCAAGGAUAUUUCCGAGAAGGAGAAAUUUGCAAACCCUGUCUCUCUGAAUGUAAAGAAUGUAAUGAAAUCUCCAGUUGAUCAGCUUGAGAAGACUACAUGUUUAUGAAUUCGACUAAUAGUCUUUGAGAGAAAUGUCCCAUUGGAACCUAUUAUGGAGCUACUGGAGGUACUUGUAAAAGUUGAGAAGGAAGCUGUGAAGGACCAUGUAAAGCUCAGCUGAGUUGUAUUACCUGACCUCUUGGAGAAAUUUUGAAUUUGAGCACUUUGAAGUGAGAUACGAGCUGUAAUGGAGUGGUGCUUGAGUCUGAUAUUUUGAAUUUACCUCCGUACUGUAAACCAUUUGGUGUUGAUGGCGUUUCGAUGGAGUAUUAUAUAGACCCUCAAAGCUCUCAGCCACUUGAGCUAGGAACUCUAGAGUAUCCUUAUCGCUCUUUCAAAGCAGCUAACCUUGAAAUCACCUCUUUUUUCAGCCACUCAAUAGCUGCGAUCACCAUCUUUACAAAAUCUGCUUACCUUCAAGAUAACACAAAUUACUACAUCAAUAUGACGGCUGUAGGGAUCCUUCCUCACCCUCAGUUAGUUUUGUUAGGCCAAGUUCCUACACUAAUCCCCACUGCAGUAAAGCAGCACACUACACACAAGAGAGCCUUGUUCCACUUACUUAAUACAACUUUUGUAAACUUGGAAAUGUCCACCCAGAUGGCUAUCAACAAUGGAGACUUCGGUGACUACGAAGAAGCUAUACUCAAACAAGAUAAAGUCACUGUCCUUCCACUCAGAACCAGUUUUAUACUCCAGAACAUCAACAUUUACAGAGAAGAGACUCAGCCAGACGAAGUUCUCUGGUUCAUGAUAUUAGGAAAUUUACAGGAAAAGUUUAUAAACAUAAAAAAUAUCAACCUGAACAUUACUGGAAGCUUCAUUGAGACACACCGGGCAGCAAACAUUGUAAUCGAAAACAUCAAGGCUGAUUUGGUGAGGCAAGACAUUCUAUACAGAUCUUCGGAUUUGUCAUGAAAUGACCCAGACUCCUUCCUUACCCCAACAGUAGUGUUUAGCAAUUUCUCAUUUGUGAACUCUAAUGUUAAUAAUGGAAGAGCUCCAAAAGAUGUUCUGAGAUUGAACGAAGUUGGAAAUACAACUGCAGUAAACAUUGAUUGUAGAAAUCAUUUCACUGAUUUGACUAGAGUUGGGGGUUGAGUUGGAUCACUAUUGAACCCUUCUUGCCUUCCAGAUGACUCUCAGCUUCAAGCCAUACAGGCUAUCAAUGUGACUAUUGACAAUAUCUCUUCAAAUAGGAGAUUUAUUACUGGAAAUGCUAUAAAUGCUGACAUUGCUCAUUAUAGAAAUGUAUUCAUUAAUAUCCAGGGCUUCAAGGCUCAAGAUAUUAACAUUAAUUCUCCAUUCCCUCUUUUCGGAGUUAUUGCAACUUAUCAUGACGCUAUGAUUCUUCAGGAUUCUGAAAUACGAAAUGCUAUCAGCACUCAAUUCCUUACAGGUGGGGUUGCUUUAGGCAAUUUUACAUCUUUGAACAAUGUAUUCAGAGACAUUGAUGGAGGUAUUGCGCCUCCGAUGAUGAGUAGAUAUUGAUAUCUGACAAAUUUACAAAAAUUUAAGCUGGUAAACUACACUUCCUCCAUUUCUGCAACGAUUCCAUUGUUGUAUAUUUCUCCAUUCGAUUUUUCACAUUUAUCUAUCGAUGAAAUACACAUAGAAGAUUGAAACUUUGCAAAUGUUGGUUUUAUUGCUAUUGACCUUCGGCCUUCAACUCUCCAGAUAACCAAUGGGUAUUUUAAGAACACCGAACUUGGCAUGACGAAAGAGUUCUUUAGAGUUUCUAAUGUCGGGAAUUUUCUAUUCUCCAAUCACACAAUUAUUGACUGAAGCUCGAUCGACCAAGAUAGCUUUUCUUUCCUUCUUAAAAUAGGCCUAUUGAAUCUAAAUGAAGCUGAUGGAAUAUUAGUUGAGGAUAUAAUUUUUUUUAACUCAUCUAUCUCCUUGAUAGAUGUAGGGACACUCUAUCAAACUCUUACUCAUCCCAAGACUUUUAUAGUCAAAGAUAUUACUUACUCAAAUUGAUCGAUCCCUCAUUCUAAUGCCUUAAUAUCGACUCAAGGGCAUAUUACUAAUGAAAGUUAUACCAUCAACUUUUUGAAUAUUGCUUUUACUAAUAUUGUAUUCCAAGGUAAAGGAACUCUCAUUAAUUUCGGCCAUCAGCUCACAGAUCCUAUAUUGGUUGCAAACUUGACGAUUGUGGGAGUCAGCUCUUGAAAAAUCAAUGUUGAGUCAUUCUACCAAACCUUGGAUACUCUCAAGACCAGAGUGAACAUACAAGGAAUGGUCUCAGACAGAGUUUUCACAAUGUCUCAACCCUUUAUCAGAACAUACAUAGGAGGAGUAUUGAAUAUUACGCUUGCCUCAUUCACUAAUACUGAGAGUCUGAAUGUAAAUUCUGGAAUUUUUAGUACAUUAUCCGACUCAGUUGUGUCUCUUCAAAAUGCUGUAUUUCAAAACAACUCAGGUAUCUCAGCAAUAUUAUUCAAAAUUAGUGAUAAAUCGCGUCUGAUUUGAAGGAACUGCACAAUCGCCAACAACUUUGCAUUAUCAAAAGCAAUUGUCUCCACUGAGACAGAUGGAAGUUUUGAGUUUAUAUCAAGUAAUAUUUCCCAAAACUAUGCACUGGAAAACUCUAUUGGAGAAGUAUUCGGACUUCUAAAGACCUCUAUCAUUGAAUCUAGCAAUAUCUUUGAGAAUCUUGCCAUAUCUAAGAGUGCAUUUGAUACAGAACUGAUAAGCUGAGAGAAGCUAUGAUUCCUUGGCCCACACUUUCUUCAAUAUUUGCUGAAUCUUAACACAACUUCUUUAACUUUUUCGAAUGUUGCGAUUCAGGUUCUUUACGGAACACUUGAGAUUCGUGAGUCUACUCAGAUCUACAAUCAACAAAAAUUCAUAAAUGCUUUCACAUCUACUGUUAGAAUUAUUGACAGUUCGAUAUCUCAAAUAGUCCUUGAAAGAAGCAACAUCGAUAUUAUUUUUUCUGAAUUGAUUUUAUCCAAUGUCACAAUGAGCAACAUUAUUAAUCCCUUAGAAACUGAGUUUAUCUUGGUUACAUCAGAGAGCAAGCUCCAUGUGACAAACACAACUUUCAAGAGCUCCCAUUCCUCGUUGUUCUCUAUCCAGUCAUCUGGAGUUGAGCUCAUCUCUGAUCUUAAAUUUGUCAAUGUGAGCAAUGUAAACUCUCUGAUCAAAGUAAUUGGGGCUACACAUUUUACAGCAGAUAAAGUUAUUUUAAACCAGUCUAUUGCAACAGAUCAGCUACUCGAGUUUAAUGAUGCUCAUAACAUCUCAAUUAAAUCUAUUGAGGUCUCUGAUAUGAAUGUCCCCCUGAUUAAAGCUAUUGGUUCUUCUUUUCUUCUGUUGCAAGAUAUUAUGAUCAGAAACAGCACCAAAUCUCUCGAUCUCAACCAAUGUGUUGUUGUAAAGAUGACCCGAUGAAAUUUUCAAGAUAAUGGAAACAAUUCUACUUCUAGUGGAGGAGCCAUUCGAUUGCUCAACAGUAAUAUAACAAUAGAUAAUUCUCUAUUUAUUAGAAAUCAUGCUAUUCAAGGAGGAGCUAUUUCGUUCUCAUGAAUUUCUAAAAAUAAUUGAUAUCUUGAUGUACAAAAUUCAACUUUUUCGAUGAACAUUGCCAGCAAAUUAGGAGGAGCUAUUUACUACGAUUAUACGCCUCCCAACAAAACUGAUGUUGUAUUCCUGAAUAACUCAGCACCCUAUGGCCAAGAUUUAGCAAGCUAUCCUUUCAGAAUUGGGCUACUUGGAAGUACGCAAGAUGGAGAUAUUAAGCUUGACAGCAUUGGAUCAGGAAUUGUCAUAGAGCCUCCUCUAAAAUUAGCAUUGUUUGACUACGAUAAUCAGAUCAUGAACCAAGACAGCUCUAGUCAGUUAAUAAUUACAUCUGCGGAUCUGAGCAAAGGAACCAUUAGUGGCACUAAUGUUGAUAUUGUCAAAAACGGAGUAGCUACAUUUGACGAAGUGAAAGCAACGGCUACUCCAGGAUCUACUUCUAUAAAAUUCAAGGUAUCUUCCAAGAUCUUUGAUAAGAAUAAGCUUUCAGAUGUGUUCAACAAAUCUUCGGGGGAUACUAACAUAAUAAUUAAUUUCAGAUACUGAAAGCCCGGAGAACAACAAAUAGGAGGCACAUGUUCAGAAUGUAACACUGGAACCUAUUCUUUAAACUGGAAUUCCACUUCAUGCUAUAAGUGCAUAGAUAAUGCUCAGUGUAAUGGAGGCAAUAAUGUGGAAGUCAAGUCUGGAUACUGGAGAAGACUUCAUAACUCAUCAACUGUUGUUGAGUGUUUGUAUGGCAAAGCUUGAAAAGGAGGAUUCCUUGCUAAUUCUACCUCUCCAGUGCAAUGAGAUCGUGGUUAUGGAGGUCCAAUGUGAUCUCAAUGAGAAAUCAUUGAUGGAGCUAAAUAUGAGAAAACCAAUGAGUUCCAGUGAGCAAAAUGCCCAAAUCCUCUGGUCAAUGCUUUCAGAGUCUUUGGAUUGAUGAUUCUGGUAUUUUUGUAUUUCAUGGCUCUGAUUGUUUUAAAUGUCAGAAAGACCAAAGAGAGUCAAAUGUCUGUACUAUUAAGAAUACUGACUAAUUACAUGCAGCUGAUUACUACAUCCAUGUCAAUGUCUUUGAGCUACCCAAGCUUUUUAGAUUCUUUCACUGGACCAUUAAAAAGAAUGGGUGGUUCAUCAGACACUUUCUUAUCUUUUGACUGAUUUGUCACAGAUUAUGAGAUAAAGGGUCCAUUCCAAAAAAACUCUGUGUUCAAACUGUUCUUGCUGAUAUUUUUACCGCUUGCUUUGUUCUUUGUCAUCUCUUUAAUCUGGGUGGUUAUUUACCUGAUCAAGAGAAGAUGGAUGAAAAAUAUCCAAAGGAACCUAACAAUCUCUUUUAUUAGUGUAGUAUUUCUGCUCCAUCCUAGGUUGACUCAAGCAGGAAUCAAUAUUUGGAGAUGAGUCAAAAUUGAUGAAGAUGUCGAAGUGGCAAGAUUUGAUAUGAGUUUUGAGUGAUACUCUGCCCAACAUUUGAAGUAUUGAUUCACAAUUGGACUUCCAAUCUUGCUUUUCUGGUCGAUUCUAACUCCACUUGUUGCUUUUAUACUGUUGUGCAAGAACAGACAAGCAACUGAAGAGAACAAAGUUAGGAAGUAUUUUUUGGUUCUGUAUCAGGGACUAACUCCAGAAUGAUAUUACUGGGAGUUUGUGAACACUGUCAGAAAAUCACUUGUGUUGGCAUUACUUGUUCUGCCUGAGACUACAAGAAUAACUCUGAGUUCCAUAAUUCUGCUGUUAUCGGGAAGAAUUCAAUUGAACUUGAAGCCCUAUAAGAAAGAUGAGAAUAACCAAGUUGAGUUCCUUGCAAUUUCUGCAGGAGCCAUUACAAUUCUGUCUGGAAUUGUGUUCUCAGAGAAAAAUCCAGUUGAAUCCCUAAAUACACUCACACUAUUCAUUAUUAUUGGUUUAAAUAUAUUUUUCUUGCUUAGCUGGUUGUAUUUACUAGCACAAGAAUUUUCAGAAAAAUCAAAGAUAGCUACAAAGAUCUCCACAAUUUUGGCAUGUCUCAUCUGACUGAGACAAAAGAAGACCUCUGCUAUUGAAAAGGAACCAAAAGAGACUGUGAAAGCCAAAGAGAAUGUACAGGAUCCUCCAGUACCAGCAUUGAUCCAACAUCCCGAAGAUCAUAACACCACAACUCUUUUUGUCCGCAGAAGAAGGGUCGUAAGAAAAUUCAGAAAGCGUCGUAGAAAAGUUGUCAAAAGAGUCACAGGUAAUAGACAAAAGUCAAAUAAAAGGGAAUCUCAGAAGGAAUCAAUGUCAAACCUAAUCCAACCAGACCCCAACAACCUGCUUCCCCAAGACAGCUCCUCAUGCCAUCUAUCCGACAUCUCAAAUUCAGAAAUGCCCUUCCAUGCUGGCAUGAGGCCUCAGGCCAGAAGAGUCAAUUUUGGAAUAAAUUCAGGAGAUUUAGAACAGAAUGAGAGUGAGAGAUAAUAACCUUCUACGACAUA